This is a messenger RNA of Exserohilum turcica Et28A, 690 nucleotides long. RefSeq lists its product as uncharacterized. NCBI's taxonomy places the organism in Eukaryota, Fungi, Ascomycota, Dothideomycetes, Pleosporales, Pleosporaceae. The record is from RefSeq and is a predicted model, not a curated record. The transcript has a single exon. The coding region runs from base 1 to 690 and encodes 229 amino acids.
AUGAAGUCCAACAACGCCCUUGCUGCUGCUGCUGCCGCGCUGGCUACCUCAGCCUCGGCGUCGACAGUCACGCUCUCGACGCACCGCUGCUCAGACUUCACGUCGUCGUCUCCACAAACCAACUUCACCGUCGAGGCCGACACCAUUGCGCCCAUUCCCAAGGCGCUCAAGCCCGUGUGCGGCCUUGCCAUCCAAUCAGCCUCCGACGACCUCGACGUCAACAAGGUCGUCUGCUACACCUACACAGACACAACGCCGCCUCAAAUCCAGCCUGGAGAAAUCGUCAAGGACAACGGCGGAGUAGCCAGCGAGCUCUCUCAAUCGCUAAUCCGCAUCGGGCCCAUCGGCAGCCUGCGAUGCGUGCAACGCGGCGCCUCGUCAGACACCGGCAGCGGCAGCGACACCGGUUUCUGGGACAAUGCGCCCGCGAACCCGACGGGGCCCUCGCAGGUAAAGCGCACAGUCGGCAGUUUCGACGGCGACGCAGUCCACCAGCAUCGCCGCCGCGACAAUGCCCAGCCCACUACCACAAACACCAACAAGACCAAGGGCAGCCACAAACGCACUGCGGCCCCGGUUCCGUAUGCCCACAGGCGCGACGACGACAAGAUCCCCACGUACUCGGCUCCUCCGGGCUUGAAACGCGGGCUCGAGGUCGCUGAUGAGGCGCCGCGGGAGAGGCGCGAUUAG